Aspergillus vadensis CBS 113365 is the source of this 2828-nucleotide messenger RNA. Its product is annotated as oligopeptide transporter. Gene Ontology annotation, biological process: transmembrane transport. The transcript is spliced from 13 exons. The record is from RefSeq and is a predicted model, not a curated record. The coding region runs from base 1 to 2337 and encodes 778 amino acids. Gene Ontology annotation, molecular function: oligopeptide transmembrane transporter activity. NCBI's taxonomy places the organism in Eukaryota, Fungi, Ascomycota, Eurotiomycetes, Eurotiales, Aspergillaceae.
AUGGAUUCGGUUCAUCAUCCAGAGAAUGAGGCCAAAGAUGCCAUCGAGACUAAGCAAGCUGGUGUCACCGACGUGGAUGCCGAGCUGCUCGAGGAGAAUGAUGACCUGAAAAGGCAGAACAUUGUCGCCGAACAGAAGGAACUUACUCCUCUCGAGGCCUUCAAGUGGAACGUUGAGGGGGAUCAAUCACCCUUUCCAGAAGUCGCUGCCUGUGUGCCAAACACCGAUGACCCUACCUUACCAUGCAACACAUUCCGGGCAUGGGUUCUGACCACGAUAUUUGUUAUGGUCUUCGCGGCAGUCAAUCAAUUUUUCAGUCUGCGAUAUCCAUCCCUCACUGUUCAAUAUGUUGUCGCUCAAUUACUCGUUUACCCAAUCGGACGAGGAUGGGAGAGGCUGCCGCGAUGGAGGAUACCUCUUGGAAGAUUGUCCUUUGACCUGAACCCGGGGCCGUUCAGCAUCAAGGAGCAUGCACUCAUUACCAUUUGUGUGAACAUCAGUGCCUCAAUCGCCUACGCCUCCAGCUCUCUCGUAGCUAUCGUCAUGCCACAAUAUUGGGGCAAGGACUAUGGGGCGGGAUUCUCGUUUCUAUACCUCUUGACGUCGCAAAUGAUGGGGUUCGGCCUUGCUGGCAUGUGCCGCCGUUGGCUCGUCUAUCCUGCAGCCUUGAUCUGGCCUCAAUCUCUAUCGUCCACGGUCUUGUUCCGUGCCCUACAUGAACCGCAAAAUACGGCACCCGCCAAUGGUUGGAGACUGAGUCGGUACAGCUUCUUUGGGUAUGCGACUUUGUUUGCCUUUGUCAUCUACUGGUUCCCCGACUAUAUCUGGACAACUCUCAGCGCGUUUGCAUUCGUCACUUGGAUUGCGCCGCACAACCAGAAAGUCAACACAAUCUUUGGUAUGAACUCGGGUCUGGGGCUGCUGCCUCUCAGUCUGGACUGGACGCAGAUUAACUACGCCGGAUACCCUCUCAUGACCCCGUUCUACAUUACCUGCAAUGCUUUUGCCGUGGUAGUCUUUUUCUACCUCUUCCUCUCCCCAAUCCUAUACUACAAGGAUGUCUGGUUUAGCGCAUACCUUCCUUUGCUCUCUUCUUCCACCUUCGACAACACCGGAAGCGAAUACAAUGUGACCCGGGUGGUUGACUCUAACGGUGACUUCGUGCUCAGUAAAUACAAAGAGUAUUCGCCAAUGUAUCUUUCCAUGUCGUACACGCUCACCUACGGCUUGUCCUUCGCGGCGGUGACAGCCAUCGUGGUGCACACCUACCUCUACAACGGAUCGGAGAUCUGGGCUAAGUUCAAGAACGCGCGUCACGGGGGUGAAGACAUCCAUCGUCGCUUGAUGCGUGCUUACCCUGAAGUCCCGGACUGGUGGUAUGGCGCGUUGUUCGUUGUCAUGGCAGGCCUGGGGAUCCUCACCACAAAGUAUUGGGAGACGGGUCUGCCGGUCUGGGGUUUUAUCGUGGUGUGCUGCGGAAUGGGCGUGGUCCUCAUUGUCCCAGAAGGCAUCCUUGAGGGGACAACAAAUCAGCGUAUCUUUCUCAAUAUCAUCACAGAGCUGAUUGCCGGGUACGCCUGGCCGGGCAAGCCCAUCGCCAACAUGAUGGUCAAGUGUUACGGAUAUAAUGCCGUCAAGCACGGGAUGGACUUUGCUCAGGACCUCAAAAUGGGGCAGUACAUGAAAAUUCCUCCGCGUGUUCUGUUCUUCGGACAGAUAUAUGCCAGUAUCCUCGCCACGAUGACUCAGACAGGAGUGCUCCGGUGGAUGAUGGGAAAUAUUUCUGGUCUAUGCGACACCGACAAUGCCCAGCGAUUUACCUGCGCCGGCGCCAAGGUGAUGUACAACGCCAGUCUGAUCUGGGGUACCAUUGGACCACAGCGGAUGUUCCAGUCCGGGCAAGUCUAUCACUCGUUGAUGUACUUCUUUCUCAUUGGUCCCGUUGUAACGGUGAUUGUGUAUCUGAUCUACCGACGUUAUCCGCAGAGUUGGGUCAAAUAUGUCAACGUACCCAUUUUCUUCAACGCUGCAGGAAACAUUCCUCCUGCCAAUACUACACAAUACUCGCUCUGGUUCAUCUUCGGAUUCCUGUUCAACUACCUCAUUCGCAAACGUGCCCUGGCUUGGUGGAAAAAGUACAACUACCUCUUCCAAGCAGCGAUGGACACUGGCACGGCUAUCGCUACCAUUGUGAUCUUCUUCGCCCUCGGGUACACGAACACCACCUUCAACUGGUGGGGAAAUACGGUGGGAUCGAAUACCGAUGAUGAGAACUCGGUGCCAUGGCUGACGGUGCCUGCCGGUGGUCACUUUGGCAAGGGGCCUGGGGAGUUCUAAUAGAUAUUGCCCAUUAGGGGCACACUGUGGUGGGGUAGCAUUGUUGAUACACUGCCGACACAAAUGUCAGAGUGGAAGAUGGUUGCCCCGUGGAAUUAGUAUAACCUCCAUGUAUGAAUUUGAGCGAUGAGAUCAAUAGUGAUUAUACAAUAAGAUGAUAUGUUAUGAAUCCAGGUGCCUAUCGCCUGGAGCAAGGUUAAGGAGCAAGCAAACAAGAUACCAGCGAGAUGAGUGGAGGCGUGGGGAGGAUGGUAGAGAAAUAGCACAAUCAAGACAAGGUAUACUUAUUCUCCGAUAACCACACAUCUACAUUAUGUAUAUUGAACGAUAAUAGAUAACCGCCGAGCAAUCAGAAACUGCCCUGAUCCGACGGAACCGAGUCCAGUGACGCUCUGACAACCACAUGGAUUGAUGCAAAUCAUCCCAGCCAAUGAAGACUUAUCCGUCAGCCGCAUGCGUAAGGCAGUGACAUCAAAUUCUCCUAAACCAAG